This is a messenger RNA of Sardina pilchardus (European sardine), 1885 nucleotides long. It is a transcript of the gene kcnk17, whose product is annotated as potassium channel, subfamily K, member 17. Bases 78 to 944 code for a protein of 288 amino acids. The record is from RefSeq and is a predicted model, not a curated record. NCBI's taxonomy places the organism in Eukaryota, Metazoa, Chordata, Actinopteri, Clupeiformes, Clupeidae. The transcript is spliced from 5 exons. Gene Ontology annotation, molecular function: outward rectifier potassium channel activity; potassium ion leak channel activity. Gene Ontology annotation, biological process: potassium ion transmembrane transport; stabilization of membrane potential. Gene Ontology annotation, cellular component: plasma membrane.
GUCUGCUCCGUCAGAAAACGUCUUUAUAUAAAUGUAUACAUAUCUCCUUUACCAGAACAUUGGAAGGUUCCGUUAGAAUGCAGUUUGUUCCGAGGCUACCCUCCAUCCUUCUGCUGGGUGUGGUGUAUGUGGCCUAUGUGUUGAUUGGUGGUGCCGUGUUCUGGAGACUGGAGGGGGAACUGGUGGAACAGAACCAAGCUCUGCUCAGAGAACAGAAGAGCAGAUUGCUGCAGAGACUCACCUGCUUGGACAUCCAGGGCCUUGAGGAAGUGGGUCAGUUAAUCCAAUCAGCAUCUAAGUAUGGCCUUAGUCUGAAGAGCAACUCCACCGCUGAUGGCUUCUGGAAGUUUACAAGUUCCUCGGUCUUCGCUGCCACUGUUGUCACCACAAUCGGUUAUGGAAAUAUCAGUCCCAACACAAUGUAUGGACAGAUCUUCUGUGUUUUCUUUGCUUUGUUUGGGAUACCUCUUAAUGUGGUGGUCCUCAACAAAAUUGGCAAAUACAUGCUGUCCAUUGAGAGAAGACUCUGUGACUUCAUUGCGAAGAAGACCGAACGCAAAAGGUGUGUGGAGGUACUAAUCCACAGUCUCUCGUUCGCCACUAUGGCAAUGCUGUAUUUUGUGGCCCCUGUGCUGGUUGUCCAGAGGUAUGAAGGCUGGUCCUAUGCCGAAGCAGUCUACUACUGUUUCAUCACUCUCAGCACCAUUGGCUUUGGAGACUAUGUUGCUGAUGACGAUCCUGACCGCUAUUACCCAGAGUGGUAUGGACCCAUCAUGGGAGCCUGGAUAUUCUUUGGCCUCGCUUGGCUUGCCCUUCUCGUCAAUCACAGCAUUGACCUCCUUGAACGAUUUAAUGGCUACAUGAAAGAGAGGCGAGAGGGUAUAGCUUCAUCGUCAGAGGGCAGCCAGCAAGAACAGACCCAGGCACCAGAAGAAAAGUCCUAAGUGAGAGUAUAAAUCUAAACUAAUGGGAAAUGUGGUGACGAUCUCCUUUGGGAUGAACAAGUUUAUUUGAGAGUGGUUUUGUAGUUUGUAGAGCAACAAAUAGAAUGGCCACAAGUGCAGUUUGCUAAUUGCUUUAAAGGAACGUGCCAACUUUUCUGGAAUAAUUAGCUUGCUGUUCACCCUAGUUAAAACACUACAUACCAUUCACUUCAUUAUUCCAGUUAGCCUAUAGCUAGCCUAUAGCUCAAAGGGAGCUAAAGACUAACUGGUCUAAUCCACACUUCCAGUGAAUUAUGCUAAACUAGGCUAACGGUGUCAGAUUGGUUGUUGCAUGUACAGAGAAGAGAAGGGUAUCUACAGUAACUCUGGAGUAGACGUGGGCUGGUAGUAAACCAGACCCUGGAAUCUUUCAGAUUAAGGGUCUGGCCACGAAUGAUGAAAAUGGCCCAAUUCGAGGGGCGGCACCAAGCAUGCAUUUGAAAAUCUCAAUUGGACGCAAUUGGAUAACACUACGACCAAUGUUUACUCUGACUGAUUCUGGACUUCGACGCAAUUUGUUAUGACCAAAACUGAAAGUUGUAGCGCUGUGUUCAUCAGUUCAGCUCACCUUUGUCCUGCCAUGCCGGUUUGAUUGGUUGCGCCAAUAUUGGUGCAAAACGUAAUGUGUAUCAUUGCUCGAGGCCAGAGUAUCUUGCGGGCACAAAUUGUGCUCUCGCGAGAACUCUGGAUUUCCAGGGUAGGGUAGACGGCCAAUAAGUUAAUUUCUCCAAAUGUUGGAGCGUUCCUUAAAAUGAAGAGAAUAUAGGAUGGAUUCCCAAACAGUAUGGAGAAUGACACUGCUGGGCGAAAAUAGUUUAGCAUUUUUAAGACUAAAUAGAUACUAUUGUCAUAAUGUUUAUAUAUCAAGAUAUACAAGAAGAGGUCAUUUAGUCUUUUAUAUA